GCCAGAACAAGAAUCUCAUACAACUAAUUCUGCUAACAAAGAAGAAAACCCAUACUUGCAAGAUGAUAUACCUAUUACUGGCAGUGCAGGCUUACAAGAAAAUGGUUUAACACAAGAAGAACAAAAUGGGCCUUUGUUAUCUUCAAUGGAAAUAGACAAUAACAAAAGAAACUCUACACUAAGUAAAGAUAAGGACCUCUCACCUGACCCAGUACUAGCACCUUGA
This is a messenger RNA of Cetraspora pellucida, 226 nucleotides long. The record is from the annotation of a GenBank genome assembly. Lineage: Eukaryota; Fungi; Glomeromycota; Glomeromycetes; Diversisporales; Gigasporaceae.